AUGACUAGUUUACUUAAUAUUAAUUCCGAUGUUAAUUCAAUUAAUUCGUCCGUUUCCGAAGUCCAAUUAUCAGAUGAACAAAUUCAAGAAUAUAAAGACGUUCUUGAUUUGUUAGCGGAUGAAAAUGUUAUAGCUUAUGGAUAUCUUUUGGAGGAGACAAUUCGUUUGACGGAAGGUUUGGUCGAUCGUCAAAUUACGAAUGAAGUUGUGAUAAAUUUCGUUUCUAGAGCCGCCAUUCAUAUUUCCAACCGUCGAUGGAUUCAUUACGGAAAUUCAACUGCGCGGCUCGAACUUCACCUCCGCGCAAUAUCUUCCGCAUUACACAUCUUAAUUGCGAACGAAUACAGUGCAAUGAUUAAUACAGAUGUCCGUGAUACGCUUUAUAAAAGUGUAUCAAAAUUUUGGGCUGCUUAUCGUUCUUCAAAAGUUAUAAACGCGAAUAUCACGUUUUCCCUUCGUGAAAUUCGAACUUGCUUACGAAAGAUUAAGGAUGAUCAUAACCAUGUUAACAUUUUUGAUGUCACCUCUAACAUUGUAACUAAAGAAUAUUCGGCCGCUUUUGGGUCUUUUAUCAAUGUUUUGGACUUUGAAUACCCUGCUGGAGAGUGGUUUUAUGGUUGGAAAGAAAUACGAGUAGAAUUUCUCAAAUUACGUCAACAACUUUCGGAAAUUGAUGAAUCGGAAAAAUCGGGAAGGGUUACUGAAUUUUAUAAACUGCUACUUAAAUUAUCAACCGACGAAUUUGAAACAGUAAAGAAGAAAAACACAAAAUUUAGAAAUUUUGAAUAUAAGGUGCUUAAAUAUGGAGGGAGAAUUGCAGGGUGCUCGUUACCCGAUCAUAUCGAUACCCUUUUGAUCGGGUAUUUGGAUUUAAUUCAACGGAUGCUUACGGAAUUUGUUCCUCAAAUGAGUAUCCAUACUCAAGAAAUAAUUGGAUUUUGUAACGAAAUUUAUGAAUCUCACAUUAAAAAACAAUUGACUUGUAAAGCCGUAGAAGUUUUAUAUGUUACAAAGAAAUUCUACCGAGGUCGACAGGUCAAAAAUAUGAUUAAAGUGAAUUUUAAAUUUCGACGUCCCAACCUAAAACUUGACUCUUCAUCUCGUUUAAACCGAGAUUCUAUUCAACAAGACAAACCUCUCGCCACACCAACUUCGGCAAAUAUUUCAAUGGUAUCUCAAGAAAAACAAAAACGAAAAAAUCGAUUUCACUCCAUUCGUAAUGCUAUUGUAAUUAAAUCAAAUUUUCGUGAAAUUCCAACCAAA
Molecule: messenger RNA, 1263 nt
Organism: Funneliformis geosporum
Lineage: Eukaryota; Fungi; Glomeromycota; Glomeromycetes; Glomerales; Glomeraceae
Source: the annotation of a GenBank genome assembly